Messenger RNA from Paramisgurnus dabryanus, 2417 nucleotides. RefSeq names its product CDC-like kinase 2a (gene clk2a). Gene Ontology annotation, molecular function: protein serine/threonine kinase activity; ATP binding; protein tyrosine kinase activity. Gene Ontology annotation, cellular component: nucleus. Gene Ontology annotation, biological process: regulation of RNA splicing; peptidyl-tyrosine phosphorylation. The record is from RefSeq and is a predicted model, not a curated record. Lineage: Eukaryota; Metazoa; Chordata; Actinopteri; Cypriniformes; Cobitidae.
UAAAUUGCACGCGCGCGUAUAAAGAAGAACGGGAGGAGGGACCGGAAGUGUUUUUCUUCAGCGUUUGCGUGAGAUUUGAAGCCGAAGCGUCAACACGGAUUUUCUUUGGGAUAAACGGACAGGGCUGGCUGCUAGAACGAUGCCGCACUCCCGACGGUACCCAUCCUCUGAGAGGGCCAGCCGCAGCAGCUACCAAGAUCGAUAUCGGGACAGAGACAGAGAGCGAGGGAGAAGGCCUCGACAUCGUCGCUCACCCUCGUUCUCUUCUAGCAGUGAACAUGAAAGGAGAGGGAGGGGACACAGACAGGAGGCUGGCUAUGCACGAUCUAGGAGCUACGACAAUCGCUCUUCAGACCGCAGGCCGUACGACAGACACUACAGGGACAGUUACCGUCGACAGGACCGCAGCCGGGACAGGGAGCACGGGACGCCGAGCAACUUCUACUCCCGUGACGCCUCGCCAAGCUACGACUACCGACGCGGACGAGAUCGGGACCACGAGGACUCCUACCGGAGGAAAGGCAGCAGGCGUAAGCACAAACGAAGGCGGCGUAGAACCAGGUCCUAUAGCGCAUCCUCCUCGCGGAGUGACAGCGGGACGCGGGCACUAUGUGUGAGGGACGACGAGGAAGGUCACCUGAUCUGUCGGAGUGGCGACGUCCUACAAGAGAGAUAUGAAAUUGUCAGCACUUUGGGCGAGGGCACUUUCGGCAGGGUGAUGCGAUGUAUUGAUCAUCGCAGGGGCGGAGCUCAUGUUGCUUUAAAGAUCAUCAAAAAUGUGGAGAAGUACAAAGAGGCUGCACGGUUGGAGAUUAAUGUAUUGGAAAAAAUCAACGAGAAGGAUCCAGAGAAUAAAAAUCUGUGUGUACAGAUGUUUGACUGGUUCGACUAUCACGGCCAUAUGUGUAUCAGUUUUGAGCUGCUGGCUCUCAGCACUUUCGACUUCCUCAAAGAAAACAAUUACCUGCCCUACCCCAUCAACCACGUGCGUCACAUGGCCUACCAGAUCUGCCUGGCUGUCAAAUUUUUACAUGAGAACAAAUUGACCCACACAGACCUAAAACCAGAAAACAUCUUAUUUGUCAACUCGGACUUCACAAACACAUACAAUGUGGAGAAGAAGCGAGAUGAGCGUAGUGUGAAGAACACAGAGGUGAGGAUGGUGGAUUUCGGCAGCGCUACAUUUGAUCAUGAGCACCACAGCACCAUUGUCUCCACUCGGCACUACAGAGCCCCUGAAGUUAUUUUGGAGCUGGGCUGGAGUCAGCCGUGUGACGUGUGGAGUAUUGGCUGCAUUCUCUUUGAGUACUACCUCGGAUUCACUCUUUUUCAGACUCAUGAUAAUCGGGAGCAUUUAGCCAUGAUGGAGAGGAUUUUGGGCCCUGUUCCUUCUAGGAUGACUCGUAAGACUAGGAAACAGAAAUACUUUUACCGUGGACGUCUGGACUGGGAUGAGAACUCCUCUGCAGGAAGAUAUGUCCGGGAGAACUGCAAACCUUUACGGAGAUAUCUUCUGUCUGAAGCUGAAGAGCAUCACCAGCUCUUUGAUCUCAUAGAGGCCAUGCUGGAAUACGAGCCGUCAAAGCGCAUAACUCUCGCUGCUUCCCUGAGACAUCCGUUUUUCCAAAGCACCUUAACCACCGCCGAUCAGAGUGCCGGCAAGAGUUGGGAGGGCAACCGUGACAUCAGCCGGUGACAAUAAAUGACUCGCAAACAAAGGACUCGUAAGCCAAGAGAGAUAAUGUGCAGCUGAAUUGACUUUAUUAUACACAGUUUUAAAGUUCAAGAGAAAUCGAGCAGUUUUACGGCUGUCAGAUCUGCAGGAUUGUUAUCGGUUUCUCCAUCUUCCCAUAAUGUGAGGACAUCUUUCUGCGUGGCAGGAAAAUGUUACAGAGGAUCUCAUGAACUGUAUUGCUUGAUAGAUUGAUGAUUUGAGGGGUUGUUGAAUAACCGUGUCUACUAUUAUCAAUAGUAAACAUGAGUUUCGUUUCUUCCAGGAUCUGCCACCUUUGGCUAAUGAUGUUUUUGAACGAUUGGGGGUUUAAAAUUGGAGGUGCAGUGGUUCGAACUAAAGCAUUCGUGUAACACUCCUUUUAUUCUGAAAUGAACUGACAGUCCAUCAAAGAGAAAAUCACUGUUGUGAUGCAGUUAUUUAUUGGGCUGAAACGUUUUGUCCAUUUUAGCCCAUAGCUGAUAACAAAUCGCAAAUUCAUUACAAUACACCGAGAGAAAGUGAGCUUUCAGUGAUAUUCAAAAUAUGUAAGGGAGCAUGCAGUGUUCUGAUGCUCGUGUCCUUCAGAGCAAACGUUUACAGUAUUUAUUUAGGUCUACCCGGAAGGUUUUUUUUGUCUUUGUAUAAAUGUGUAAAUAUGAAUAAAUAUAUGUUGUGACUAUAGAAUAAAGGUCCUGUCGGUCUG